Messenger RNA from Scleropages formosus (Asian bonytongue), 5908 nucleotides. Its product is annotated as fatty acyl-CoA reductase 1-like. Lineage: Eukaryota; Metazoa; Chordata; Actinopteri; Osteoglossiformes; Osteoglossidae. Gene Ontology annotation, cellular component: peroxisome. Gene Ontology annotation, molecular function: alcohol-forming very long-chain fatty acyl-CoA reductase (NADP+) activity. The coding region runs from base 498 to 2045 and encodes 515 amino acids. Gene Ontology annotation, biological process: long-chain fatty-acyl-CoA metabolic process. The transcript has 12 exons. The record is from RefSeq and is a predicted model, not a curated record.
UACGCACCGUGGGGCUGCGAACGCGCUCACUUGACGCGGUACUGUGCUUUACGGAACAGGGUGUGUUCUCCUUCGCGCGCGUCAACAGUUCGCCGUCUUUCAUCACCGCUCCUCGCGCAUCCGGCUCCUUAACUGCCGCAAACCCGCGGAGGGCCUGCAGGACACGGCUGCGCGAGCACGAGCGCGAGGAGUAGCAGAAGCGGGAGUGGAGUGGAGGAGAGGCGAGGCGCGGUGCAUCGAGGCGCACCUCCCGUCCGUCGACGCAGCGGGGCGCGGACGGAGGGAGGGACGGACGGAAGAGGGAGGGGGCAGGCAGGCAGGCAGCAGAGAGACUUGCGGCACAGUGAGUCUCCGUCCCGGGAGCGACGCGUCUUGACGGCGCCGCCCGAAGCCGCACAGCGGUAGCGAAGAAUCCCACUCAUGGUCACGGUGCCACCUAGGACAGGCUGGGACCAGAGCGACAGAGCUAGCGACGCACACGCAGACUGCCAACCAGCAUGGCUUCCAUUGCCGACUACUAUGCGGGGAAGAGCGUGCUCAUCACAGGGGCCACGGGCUUCAUGGGCAAGGUGCUGGUGGAGAAGCUGCUGCGCUGCUGCCCUGGGGUCAGCGCCCUCUACGUGCUGGUCCGGCCCAAGGCUGGCCAGUCCAUGCAGCAGCGCGUCAGCGACAUGAUGAAGUGCAAGCUCUUUGACCGCGUGCGAGAGGAAGACCCGGACUUCCACAAGAAGGUGGUCCCCAUCAGCAGCGAGCUCACCCAGCCCGGCUUGGCUAUCAGCCCGCAGGAUGAAUCCAAGCUGGUCGCCUGCGUCAACAUUGUCUUCCACUGUGCGGCCACCAUCCGCUUCGACGAGCCUCUCAAACACGCCCUGCAGCUGAAUGUGAUCGCCACGCAGCAGCUGCUCAGCCUGGCCAAGCAGAUGCACAACCUGGAGGCCUUUGUGCACAUCUCCACUGCCUAUGCAAACUGCAACCGGAGGCACAUCGACGAGGUCAUAUACCCCCCGCCCGUGGAACCCAAGAAGCUCAUCGAUUCCCUGGAGUGGAUGGAUGACGGUAUGGUGCGCGACAUAACACCCCGCCUCAUCGGAGAGCGACCCAACACCUACACCUACACCAAAGCGCUGGCCGAAUGCGUGGUCCAGCAGGAGAGCGACAAGCUCAAUAUCGCCAUCAUUCGACCUUCCAUCGUCGGUGCCAGCUGGCAGGAGCCCUUUCCGGGCUGGAUCGACAACUUCAAUGGACCAAGCGGAGUCUUCAUUGCCGCGGGGAAGGGCAUCCUGCGCACCAUGAGGGCCAACAACGAUGCCGUGGCCGACCUCAUCCCUGUCGAUGUGGUCAUCAACCUCACCCUGGCCGCUGGCUGGUACACGGCUGUGCACAGACCAAAAACUGCACUGGUGUAUAACUGCACGACAGGAGGCAUCAACCCGUUCCACUGGGGAGAGAUCGAGUACCAUGUGAUGUCCACCUUCAAGAGGAACCCGCUGGAGCAGGCCUUCCGAAGACCCAACGCCAACAUCACGUCCAACUACCUGAUCAACCAGUACUGGAUCCUGGUCAGCCACAAGUUCCCCGCCCUGCUGUACGACCUGUACCUGCGCCUCUCCGGGCAGAAACCCCACAUGAUGCGCAUCUUCAACAGGCUCCACAAGGCCAUCAGCCUGCUCGAGUACUUCAGCAGCCAGGACUGGGAGUGGAACUCGGACAACAUGAGCAUGCUGAUGGGCCACCUGAGCCCGGAGGACAGGAAGACCUUCAACUUUGACGUCCGUCAGCUGAACUGGCCCGAGUACAUUGAGAACUACUGCAUCGGCACCAAGAAGUACGUGCUGAACGAGGAUAUGUCCGACAUCCCGGCAGCCCGGCAGCACCUCAGGAAGCUGCGUAACAUCCGCUACACCUUCAACACACUCCUGCUGGUCUUCAUCUGGCGUGUUUUCAUCGCCCGCUCCCAGAUGGCCCGCAACAUCUGGUACUUCGUGGUGAGCCUCUGCUUCAAGUUCCUGUCCUACUUCAGGGCAUCCAGCACCCUCACCAACUGAGGAGGCCUUGCCUCCCCGCCCCACCCCACCGACCGCAGACUCGCCCCUGCCCACGCCCACCCCAUCAUGGAACCCAAAGCAAUGGAUCAGUCUGAGUGAGAGAUGGAGGUAACCCAAGAGAUGGAGAUGGAGAUGGGGUGGGGAGGGGAUAGGUGAGAUGGUUUUAUGUCAGCCAUUACAUGGCCUCGUUUGGCGCUGAGAGAUUGGUUUUUUUUUAUUUUUUUUUUUAUUUUAUUAUGAAUUCUGUUUUCCUUCACAAGCUGCCAAUUCUGUUUUUAAUCGUUGCACCGCAAAGUGUCUCAGCUGCAGUGUUUAAUACCAGAUCCUCCUUUUCUUACAAUGGCUUUGUUUAAAGCGAUAAAUUAUAUAUGCAACUAUAACCCCCUUGUCUGUUGUAUUUUUUUUCCAUUGACCAUCUACGCGAAGACCAGACUCAAUGCCUUGAAGUAGACGUGACCAUUUAAAGCGUACUUGAAUAAUGACGGUGUUUUGCUGAAGGACUGUUAUCGUACCUGAGUCUAAACGCUUGAAUUUUUAAGUGUCUGCAGUGUGCAGCUACGCUUUUUUUUGAGGGGGUGGGGGACGCUCGUGGCACUCGGACAGGCGGUUGCGGCAGCGGGGUUCACUUUGCACGUAAGCAAAUGGAACUGCGAGGAGUGGGGGAGGGGCUUGCGCUCACAUGUGGGACACGUAAAAAUUUCCAUAGAGCUGGUCGCGCUGCAGCCCUUGUCAGAAAUGUUUCCCGUGAGGUGUGUGUGUUUUCAGUGCUCACAGCGCAUCGCCUAACAGCGAGCGCUCAUGGAUACUCCUCGGUUUGGUCGCCGCUAAUCCACACUGCCUGUUUGUACAGUGGUUUCUAUGGAAACCGAGUUUACGACGUUCUCAUCUUUCCAGUAGUGUGGCCGACGGGUUUCUCUCCUUAGCUGAGGGUUGUGACGCGUGCGUAAGGACAAAUGUGUGUGUCCACCGGUGUGCGUUUCAAUGAUGGUCUGUACAUAUGUGGUUAGCUGCUCUUUAGAGUACGCGCAUCCGUUUCUCCUACGCACACUUUCCCAAAGAUUCUUUCGCUGUAGGUCAUGGCCGUCCCGUAAGUCUUGUAUUUCCGAGUGCAAAGUUAUCGAACAAAUGUGCUUUGUCUGAUCCGAACUCGUGUUGCGGUGAUUCUCUCCACGGAUCAUGUGAGAACUGUUUAUACCCUUCCUGCUGUGAGCCGUGACAAAAGGCAAAAGCAUCGUCCCCUUGUAGCGGGUUGCUAUGGUAACCGCCUGUUUCUGUGGCCGGGCCGUGAUGGGAGUGACCCUUGCAGUCCCUCCGUACUGAUGCGUUUCUUCAGUUUUCUGCAGCCGGAUGCAGCGGCUGAAGAACGUGGGGACUGGAGAGCAGCGGGCUGAUGAUGAUGAUGAUGAUGAUAAUGGAGGUGAGGUCUGCUAGCCCGUUGCCCGUGCGGCGUCUCGUCCGAACCGCUGCCCUUCCCUCCGAAACUGCGCUCUUCCGUCGGCGGUGUGCGAGGUGACCCGUCCUUGUGCCUCCACUGGGCAUUUCGUAGAACCUCCCGCUCUGCUCCUGCUCCACACGGAAAGAAACAAUUGGCUAUAAAUAAACCAGCAAACUAAAAACAGAAGAAAAAGUAAACCCGUUUUGUGUGUCGGCCGCUCCCCACGUCCCCUUCUCCCAAACCACCGUAGCUUCACGUGCUGCUACUGCCAUAUAAAAAUUGUGAAUAUAUACAAAAACCAGAUUGCUUUAUUUUCCUAAAACGUGUGUGUGUGUGUGUAUAUACAUACCAGUCUGUGUCCGUCCUCGUCUCGGUGUCGCGUCCGUCCCUCGGGGCGUCCCCGUACACAGCGAAAUGCCACCGCACCCACGAAGGACAGUGUCCUAGCUAAAGGCCUCCCAGAAAGUCGUGAAGACUAAAGCGUGUUUGUCAAAACCGCACCGUAGUAAAUAGCAUUCGAGUGCCAAACCCACCUUCGGCAGCCGCUGGGAUCUUGUAGGUUUUUCGGUUGUUUUUGUCCGAGUGACUAGAAGGAACAUUGCCCUCUGCUUCCCACCUGCAGCGUGAGCACCGCUCUUCGUCUUUCCCCUGGAUCCUCCCGCAGAACGCAGCAGCCCGUGGUCCGAGCGCACGCGUUCGUGUCGGGAGGCCGAGGAAAUGUGCCGUUUGCUGUCCGCCGCCCCUCUGAGGUGUUUACUUCCUCCCGACACACGGAGCUGUUAGCAGAACUGUCCCUGGCGUCGCUGCCUCCUCGCUACCCACAAUGCAUCGCUCCAUUGCAGUGUCCCUUCCGUCCUCCUGGAAUGUGUGCGCGCACGUGUGUAUGUAUACCCACGCGCACACAAAUAUGGGUAGAUGCAUCAUUUAUUGUCCUCAAAAGUGUUCAAAUCACUCUAAAUGAUAUCGAUCAUUUUCGUGUGCUUUGCCAGGAAAAAUCACUUAAAUUUCUUUUCGCUUAGUUUAUAUGAUUGGCGAAUUGAUAAUAUUCGGAACCGCAGCUCACUGGGAUCCAGCCGAGCAUUUAUAUGACUGCGAAGCUUUCAUAAGAGCGCGUUUCUAUUCCCUGCUUUGCCGAAAGCGACCGUUCGUGUCGUCUGACAAGCGGUCAAAGUGCUGAUGGUGCGCUUACUGUUGGGUUAUUACUCUGCUGCGUGUUCACCUUAGCUACCAUUACUUGAGAUGCCAUAAACCAGAAUAAAAACAUAAUGGGAGUUGUUAUUCGCCCACUGUGUGCAACGCCGGAAACAAUCCGGCCGACUCGAUACUGCCGAAACGCCUGCUGGUCCGAGAGCUCGGCAGCCACAGCCGCGGUGGCUUAGGGAGAAACGCGUCUCUGCUCAGGUAGGGCAGGUUCCCUGCGAAGGCUUGUGGUCCGCAGCAGCGUGGAGCGAACGGAGCGCUCUUGGCCUUAUAGAGUGGGAGAGGAGUUGGAGGUAGAGUAGGAGGACCUCGACCGCAUUCCACGUUGGUAAGAAACCACGUGUCUCGUUUCUAAAGCCACUGCAGAGGAACACCUUAUUGUCUUAAAAAUAAAUAAAUAAAAGGAAAGCGUGAAUCUUAGACAAGUUGCCUAAAGCAACGACUCUCACCCUUGCAGAGCUAGCUGAGAUGUACUGCCAUAGGGACACGUCAAACUGCACAAAAACGCACGUCCCCGCCACCGACUGCGCCCUUUCCGCACCUCACGGACAGACGUUUUUGACAAAGUGGUGCGUUUUCCGCGGAGCGCUCGACACACUUUGGCGAUGGACGUUCGGCAUGAGGUGACUCUCCUGGGCAGAUUUUAAAAAUCAGCACAACUCUUUGUGGGAAUUGCAUGUGGUUCCCCCCCCCACCCCACCCCACCCCACCCCACAGCAACUCAAACAGAGCUGCUCACGUCCCCUUUUUCAGUCACGUUGUGUACUUUAUAGACGCGAGGAACACACUGCUGGAUGUACAGCCUCCGCACUGCAUGAAUUUGUGCUGAAACCCACUGAUAGGGAUAGAGGUACAACUGAGACGACUCUCUUCAUGUUAUCUGUUGGCAUCACAUACUGUGGACCCAUCCGGUAUUUUCUGUACAUUCGGUGUCCUUUCUCCUCCCUGUGACGCUCACAUGGUAUUAAUUUACGAUGUGUGGUUUUAUCAGCUGUGUAUCACCUCUUGUAAACCUUCACAAAGGAAAUAAAAGGGAAUAAAUUCACACCGUUUCAUGGUCCUUUUUUAAUUUUUUUAAGAACUUGGAGACAGCGACUGCACAGUGCUCGGAAAAUGCAAAACGUGGUUACAGCCUUUAAAAAGUGUGUGUUGCGUUUUUAAACUGUACAAGAUGUUUGUCACUGCUGAGAGGAGUACAGUGUGUGCAGAGUCAUUGUGAAUGGAGCCA